AGAGAGAGAGAGAGAGCGAGAGAGCGAGAGAGAGAGAAAGAGAGCGAGAGAGGGAGAGAGCGCGCACGAGGGGCGAAAAAAAGGUAGGGAUCGGAAACGAACCCUUACACCUGUGGAGAAAGCGUGAACGUUGGAGACCUAACGCGUGAGUCGUGACCGUGGAUGUGCCAAACGAGACGGAGCAGGGCGGGAUUCAUGAAGCUCGAGAAUCACAGCUGAUAGCAGCGACCAAGCAUUGCUAGUGCUUGUACUUGUCUUGUGGUAAACAAACAACGCCGACGAGUUCUACGAUGUGGUGGAGGAGGACGACGCGUGCCUCUGUGUGUGGAGUAUUGGCGGGACUGCAUUCACACGUGCCGACCGUGGUGCCAUUAUUGAUAUUUCUGCCGUUCUUGCUGGCACAGCCUCAGGCGAGUCUACCCGUGGAUUUUGGAUCUAGACCAAUAGCGUUUACAUGUCCACCAGGAUGGGAGAACUUUGGAAGCUCGUGCUAUAAACUAUUUGCUGGAAGGAAAUCCUGGAGAACAGCAUUGCAAACAUGCAAAAGUUAUGGCAGUGACCUGGUGGCUGUUGAUAGUUUUAAUGAAAACAAUGUCGUGGGAAGAAUAGCAUUGUCAAGCAACGUAAACGGCUAUUGGAUAGGUUUGAACGCCCUCUCCGGUCAGAAAGGGUUUGAGUGGAGCGAUGGGAAGCGGUUGGCACCGUUCCAAGGUUACUGGGCAGCCCGUCAGCCUGACAAGAGGAUGGGCAGGUGCGUACAGGGGCAGAUGGACCUCGCUACGUGGGAACCGCUGUGGAGCUUCACCACCUGUGAGAAGCUGUUGCCCUUCCUCUGUGAGACUGCUGCGUGCCUACCAGACACAUACCGAUGCUUUAGCGGGGAUUGCAUCAACCACCGGUGGGUGUGCGAUGGCAAGGCUGACUGCAGAGACGGAUCUGAUGAACUCAGCUGUAGAGAUGGCAGCUGCAUGUUGUACGAGAAGGGCAUAGAAGGUAUUGUCAGCUCACCCAACUACCCGAAACCCUAUCCACCCAACGCCGAUUGCCGCACUGUUAUAGAAGGACCCGUCGGAACAAAGAUAGAACUGCAGUUCACGCAUCUCGAGACGGAAAAGGGCCUUGACUACAUCCACAUCCUGGGCGGCAGUCCGAUGGAUCAGCUCAGCUACACGCUAGCCAUGAACUCGGGCGACGAACCGAACGUCAGCGACAUGAAAUACGUCAGCUACAACAACUUCAUGGUGAUCAAAUUCCGCUCAGACAGCAGGGUGCAGAUGAAGGGAUUCCGGGCCACCUGGCGGGCAGUUAAGGCUGAUUGCGGAGAAACACAGCUGGUGUCUACCCAGGUCAAGCAGGACCUGUAUUCACCCUUCUAUCCGGACACCUACUAUAACGGAAUGGAGUGCGUCUAUGUUAUAACUGCGCCAGGAGAGGACCUCAUUAGUCUAGAGCUCAUCGAUCUAGACCUGGAGUUCGUCAACGACUUCCUUCAGGUGCGAGACGGCGGCUCCGUCGACUCGCAUCUACUCUACACCUACACGGGCCGCAAGGGUCCCACCUUCACCAUCUCUACGGGACCAAAGCUGUACCUGUACUUCUCCACGGACACGACCAUCAGACAGAAGGGCUUCCACAUACAGUACCACACCGGUUGUAACAACGUCAUCACGGCGGAGUCUGGCAGCUUCGCGUCGCCUGGCAACUUCGUUGUCCGCUAUCCGUCGUCGCACACGUGCAUCUGGAAAGUGCAAACACCUGCCGGUCAACCUCUCUCCAUGUUCUUCGACAACUUCCGCGUCGCCGAAAACGACUUCGUCGAGGUGAGCAUCUAUUGCGGACCGGUUCCGCCACGCCGCAACGCUGACAUCGUUAAGGCGACGAACGUGACCUACAGAGGCGUCGCCACCUACCACUGCAAGACAAACCACGUCUUCAACGACGGCAGCAUCACGAAGGAGGGCCGCUGUCAGGAGACGGGCGUCUGGGAGGACGUCGACAACUGCAUUCCGUUCGCAAACUGCGCGCCGGCGCCGGCGAUCGCCAACGGACGCGCUCUGGCGGUGUACGACAACGGUACAGCCGCGUCGUCGAUCAUCCGCUACGAAUGUGACCCGGGGUUCAACCUCGCUGGUAUUCCCGUCGUCCGCUGCCUGCCGAACGGUCGCUGGUCGUCGGCACCGCCUGCGUGUCAGGGCGCUCAGUGCGCCAACCCACCACUGAUAGCUAACGGUCGGCUGGCGCAUGCUCCGCCGUACUACACUGGAGAGACGAUCGCGGUCGUCUGCGACGGCGGCUACGUCGGCAGCGGCGCCCUCUCGUGUCGCGACGACCGCGUGUUUUCCGAGGCGCCGCGCUGCGUCGACGUUGACGAGUGUCGGCAGCGCGGCUCUUCGUGCGAUCCGGCGACGACGACGUGCGUGAAUGCCGACGGCGCGCACGAGUGCCGCUGCCUGCACGGUCUCUCCCCGGAGCUCGCCUGCCGACCGUACGGCACCUACCUCAACGUCGGCAGCUCCGAUCCUAACCGCGUGUUCGUGUCCGGCAGCGACGGAGUGCACACGAAGCUCGACUUUGGGUUGAACGCGACGUACGGCUGGUGCGCGCAGGAACAGAACGCAGGUCGGCAGUGGAUCACCAUCGAUCUGAAAGCGCCGACAGUCGUCGAGGGUGUCGUGCUAAGGUCGGGCGUCCGACGCGACGGCGCCGUCGGCCACGUGACGCUCUUCUCGCUCGACUACAGCGACGACAACGUCGACUUUCGGCCGUUCGUCAACGAGUCGACGGGGCAGCAAUACAUUGUAGUUGGCCUGAUAGACGGUGACGACAGCCAGCCGAUACGCCUACCGGAGGUAUUCGAGGGUCGCUAUGUGCGGCUCGUCAUAGAGCAGUACAACGCCUUCCCCUGCCUGAGACUUGACUACAUCGGAUGCAGGAAGGCCAGUUGCACCGCCAGUAGCGCCUGUGCCGUAGAAAACGGUGGCUGUGAGCAAGUGUGUGGAACCCGACAGAACGGCGUGCAGUGUUCCUGCUCUCAAGGCUUUACGCUGUUCACUGGAAACGGAACUGAAGGUCACUUCCUGUCCGAAGGCGAGUCCGGACAUGCAGCGGAAGACAAGUACAGAAUCGGAAAGUCUUGCGUUCGUAAGAGCUGUGGAUCGUCGCCAUUCUUCCACCUCGACAAUGGCGUCGUACUGGAUCUGCAGCGGAACUACCGGUUCCGCGACAGACUACACUUUCACUGCAACGUCGGCUAUACCCCGCUCAACCGUAACUACAUAGAGUGCGGCAACAACGGAAGAUGGAUAGGAGAGGAACCCAUCUGCAGAGCGGCGACCUGCGAGAACUACAAGCAUGGGGAGAACGGCGUGGCCGUCUUCCCAACUACAUCUAGGGUUUCGUACGGGCAGAAGGUGAGGUUGACGUGCGUGGGCGAUGGCUAUGUACUCGGACUUGGCAUGGCUACCAGCAUCGAGCGUCAGUGUGUGUACGACCCUCAGCCGGGCUUACCGGACUACAGGCUUGAUGGUCCCACUCCGGAAUGCCAUCCAAUCGACUGUGGACCACCCAACAUUCCUUACGGUAUCUUUACCGGAUUGCGAGGCACCCAAGUGGGAUCUACCUUCAGACUUCGAUGCCAAGACAACCAUCCGCUAAGAGGUCAAAGUUCAAAUGGGGAUCCAAUGGUGACCUGUCUAACGAGUGGCAAGUGGGACUAUGGAACUUUACAGUGUGCAGGCUCCGGUUGCCAGGAUCCCGGUGUUCCCAGAGGAGGACUCCGCUUUGCAGCUUCCUACGAUCUUGGUAGCAUCGCCUACUUCAAGUGCAACGAACCUGGCUUCAGUCCCAUGCCGGCCGUCAUACAGUGCAUGUCCGUGAUCACCGCUAACGGUCCGGUGCCCGUGUGGAACGACACGAGACUUCCCACCUGCGUCGGAACCGUCCCGCCCCGCUGGAGGAACUGCCCGGAGCAGGAGGUGUUCGCGGACCGGCUGGGCAUCGUUGACUACAUCCCGCCGUCGGUGGUGGCGGUUGUCGGCCGGUCGUACAACCGCACGGUGUUCCCGCCCGUGUUCCCGCCGCAGCUGAUGCGCGAGCAGAUCGACAUCGUCUACAGCGUGCAGGACGAGUACAGCAAUGCAGCCUCCUGCACCGUGAUGGUCCGCUUCAGAGAUCAGAUUCCGCCGGCCGUGGUGUGCCCACCUUCGCUGGUACAACCACUCGUGUCGACUGAGCCAUAUACACUGACGUUUGGCGAGCGUAACUAUCCACCAGUAGCUUUGAAUGAUGACUCUGGCCAACAAGUCCAGCUUAGGUACGAGCCGUCGUCGGUGACGGGACAGGGAGAGAACCUGUACACGGUUAACAUCACGGCGAUCGACGCGGCUGGCAAUCAGGACGAGUGCACUUUCCAUGUUUACGUGCAAGCCGCACCAUGCACGGUUGCAUCGGCACCUCGCUCGCUGCACAGCACGCGUAGCUGCGAGGAGACGGGUGGAGAGUUCCGCUGCACGCUCGCGUGCGACGACGGAUACGUGUUCCCCGACACGAAGGAGGCGCGGCGGACGUACGCAUGCGCUGACGCGUCGCCGUGGUUACCUCCGCCGCCGGCCCCCGACUGCAUCGUCCGAGAAGAUGGCGCCCUGGGUCAGCAGUUCCAGCUGACUGCCAACUUCACGUAUCAGGCAGCCUCUUCGAUAGGCGCACACUGCCCCAAGCUCUACCAGUGCAGCUCAGUGACUUGUCCUGCUGGGACGUUCAGCGAGGGAGAGCAGUGCACACCGUGCUCGAUCGGUACAUACCAGGAUGGAGUCAACCAGCUCGUCUGUAAACCCUGCCCCGUCGGUAGAACCACCCGCUCCAUGUUCAGCAAGAGCAUAGACGCCUGCAUCGGACUCUGUCCGAGAGGGUAUUUCUCAGGGACGGGUCUUCCUCCGUGUGAUCCGUGUCCGUUCAAUACGUACGGGUCCGAUGUGGGAUCGACACAAUGCAGCGAAUGCCCACCGAAAACCUUCACAGCGGUCGUUGGUUCUCUGUCGUGCAGUGUGCCAUGCGCCCCGGGCACUUACUCGGAUACGGGCCUGGCGCCGUGCCAACCCUGCAGACGCGACUUCUACCAGAACCUCGCCGGCAACAAAUUCUGCAACGAGUGUCCGGCUCUCACAUCGACAGAGAGUUCUGGAGCUAUGAGCAUCGCCCAGUGUUACCUGAAAGGUAUCGAGUACAAGCCGCAGUGGGCCUCCGGCGAGCCGCCCGUCUCUGUGCCGUCACAGUCUCAAGACAACGGCUUUGGUGUCAUCAUCAGGCAUUACGACGUUCGCGACUUCAAUUUCUGCAUCACCAAGUGUCAGGAGAUCAACUACCCGGUGUGCGUCGGAGUCGACUUCAGCCAAUCUUAUGGAUGUGACUUACUGAGCUUGAGAGCACGAUACACGUCCAACUACUUGUACCAGUCAGACACCGGCUCUCCAUUCCUGCGCCCGUUUGAUGGAGACUACGUUUGCGCUCGACAGCAGGCGAACAUGCAGUGUGCAACCAGCAACGAGGUGCUGUCCCUGCAGUCUCUGAGACUCGUGGAUAUCAACACAUAUGACUGGGUGCAGAAGUGUCAGGCGGUGCCCUACUCGGGGCCUGCGUGCGCGAUCGAAGACAUCGCUUUCAAAGUACAAAACGAAUGUCAGGGUAGAUCAGCCUGUUCGUUCAUCAACCCCUGUGCUGACACGAAAACCUAUCUGGAGGUAGUGAUGGACUGUGUCGAAAACCCGUGCACUAGAGGGCCCGCGUGUAGCAACGGAGGCACUUGUUACUUUGCGAACCACAAAGUGCGCUGCCAGUGUGGACCCGGCUGGGAGGGAGAGUUCUGUGAUAGCAGACAGCAACCAUGCGCUUCAUCGCCCUGCUUCUAUGGCGGCUCUUGUCGCAACACGAACGACGGAUACGCCUGCAAUUGUCCCGCUGGUUUUGAGGGUGCACGCUGUGAGGUGGCGCCUGACUAUUGCCGAAAUAACCGGUGUGCAAACGGCACCUGCCUCAGCUUAGAUGGCGACUACGUCUGCAUCUGUAAGCAAGGCUUCAGUGGAAAGUUCUGUGACCACAGUGAUGAUCACCCGUGCAGCGGCUCCCAUAGUCCGUGCAUAAAUGGUCGAUGUGAGGCACUAGCGGAUGGCCAGUACAAGUGCCAGUGCAAUCCUGGCUGGACUGGCAGGACAUGCAACAUUAACAUCGAUGACUGCCUCGAUCAGCCGUGCGUCGGCAACGCCACCUGUAGGGACGAAGUCGAGUCGUACGCGUGUCACUGUCCGGCGGGCAAGACGGGGCCGCGCUGCGAGUCGUACAUCAGCGUGUGCGUGAACCGACCGUGCAGGAAUGGCGGCAUCUGCGUCGACGACGACCGAGGUUUCACCUGCUUCUGCGAGGAGGGUUUCACAGGCGUGCUGUGUGAGAGUGCAGUCGACGGGUGCGCGCGCGUUCCGUGUCGCAAUGGCGGCCGCUGCUCGUCGACGCGCGGCGGCUACCGCUGCCAGUGCCUCGCUGGAUUCUCCGGCGCAGACUGCCAGCACAACGUCGACGACUGCGCGGGGGGCAGGAGCCGCUGCGCGAACGGGGCGUGCGUCGACGGGUUACACUCCUACUCCUGCAAGUGCCAGCCCGGAUUCACAGGCGAGUUCUGCGAGUCGGCACUGGACAUGUGCGCGUCGAAUCCGUGUGGUGGCAAGGCGAGGCGGUGUGUCGGUCUCAUCAACGACUAUCUGUGUGACUGUGAACCGGGCUAUGGUGGCAAGCACUGCCAGGUUCAGGUGAGCCCGUGUGAGAAGUCGCCUUGCAAGAAUGGCGGCACGUGCCAGCAGGAGGGUCAGCUAUUCUCCUGCGCAUGUCCAGAGGGCUGGGCGGGGUCGACGUGCCAGCAGUUGGUGAGCAUGUGUCGCGGCCACCCGUGCGCACGCGGCGCCCCCUGCAUCGAUCUCUUCCAGGACUAUUACUGCGUAUGCCCUGAGGGCACUGCGGGCAAAAGCUGUCGAGACGAGUUCAGCGCAGAUCCGUGUGCAGGCGAUCCCUGUCUGAACAAGGGUACCUGCAUGACGAAGGAGCAGGGCUUCCAGUGCCUGUGUGCUCCAGGCUUCGACGGUGUCGUCUGCCAAUACGUGUCGAACACCUGUGAGUCGUCACCGUGCAAGAAUGGCGGAGUAUGUCAGGACACCGAUCAUGGCUUCAACUGCAGCUGCCCGGCAGAUUUCAUGGGCUCGACCUGUGAAGAGAUAGUGAACGACUGUGACAAACACGACUGUCCAGCCAACGCCAUCUGCCUAGAUGGAAUCGAAGAGUACUUCUGCACCUGUCCGUUCAACUUCACUGGCCCCAACUGUGACAAACCCGUCAACCCACACUAUGACCUGUCGUUCUUCGAUGAGUCCAAGACGGCGAGUGCUAGCCUUAAGUUUCCCUUCGAGCUACGCUCCACCCAGCUGACCGUGGCGAUGUGGGUGCGGUUCCCAACCUUCGACAUUCACGGAACGUUCUUCACUAUGUUCCGCAUCCCCCUUCCCAACAGCCUCGUCGGCAAGAAGGAGGUGAUGCACGUCAGCGCGGACAACCUGUACGUCAGCUUCUGGCCGGACGAGCCGCCGCUGCUCGUCGACUUCCGCCGCAACAAGCAGACGCCUCGCCUGCUCAACAACGGACAGUGGCACCACGUCGUCUUCACGUGGCAGUCCGUGCCGGGACACUACGCGGUCGUCGUCGACGGAGAGACGUUCGCCGAGGGAGAGGGACUGGGAAGCGGACGCUCGCUGCCGCCCUAUGCUUGGGUGUCGCUAGGCAACCGCCUCCAGGGAAAUGAAAACGCGUUUCGACAAGGUUUCUACGGUCACAUCAGCCGGGUGAACGUCUGGAGGAGAGCUCUCGAUAUUGAAACGGAGAUUGUGCCGCAGGCAUCGGGAUGCAAGGAAGCACCGGUGAUCUUCAACGGACUGGCGCUACGCUGGUCUGGUUACGACAACAUUGAAGGCAAGGUGGAGGUUGUACACAAUUCUGAUUGUGGUUCACUCAUCUGCCGCCCAGGCUACGAUGGUAGCUUCUGCAAUAUCACCACAGAAGAUAAGAUCCCACCGCAGGCCGAGCUGUGUCCGCCGAACAUCCGGGUGGUCAGCUCGUUCCGGCAGACGGCGAUCGAGUGGCCGGAGCCGCGAUUCUUCGACGAUCGCGACAUCGCCUACCUGAACCAGACGUUCCACUCGCGCGACCUCUUCACGUGGGGCGAGCACGAGGUCACGUACGCCGCCUACGACACGGCCGGAAACGGCGGAACGUGCAGCUUCACGGUCUACGUCAUACGCGAGCCAUGCAAAGAGCCAGAAGUGCCACCAGGUGUCAGGGCAAGCUGCGAGGUCACCGGUCCGAAUGGUCAGAUGAACUGCUACAUCAGUUGUGAGCUUGACGGGCAGCGAUUCCCACAGCCACUCCCCGCUUUCUACACGUGCGGCACGGACGGCAUCUGGCGGCCGAAUCGCGGCAUUGCCAACAAGCUCACCUACCCUAGCUGCACGAACACGAGCAAGCCGGACUCCGAGAUCAUGUUCCGCAUGAACUACCGCGGCGCGGACGGAUGCUCGCCGGACCUCACCGCGACGAUUAAGGCGGCGGUGACGGGCCGCGUGCGCGAGAUCAACGAGGGGGCGCCGCUGUGCCGCGAGCCGAGCUGUCCGUCGAUGGGCAUCGAGGUGGCGUGCAUCACGGCGCGGAACGGAGCCGUGUUCUCCGCCACCGGCAGCUUCAUCUGGCCUGUGCGGAAGGCAUGUACUACCACACAGGGUCCGGGGAGUGCAGGGACUGCCCGCGCGGAACCUACCAGCAGCAGCAGGAACAGACCGAGUGCGUGCCGUGCCCGCAGAUCAACGGGCGUCCGAGCACGCGCACGGACUGGGAUCACCGACAGCAGCAUGUGUUACGAGUCUUGUCGCCCCGGUCACUACUAUAACCUCACGCUGAGCAUCUGCAUGGAUUGUGGCUUCGGCUUCUAUCAGGAUACUCCCAGUAGUUUCGAGUGCAAGCCUUGUGGAAUCGCCAAGACAACCGUAACGACAACCACCGUGAGGGCACAGGACUGCAUUGAUGACUGCAGCUCGGGCCACGAACUGUCACCAGAGGGCAGGUGCAAACCUUGUCCUAAAGGAACCUACAGGACAGGAGGCCUGCACGAGCGAUGCAUCCAUUGUCCGGCCGACAGACCUGAGACACUGCAACCAGCCGUCUACGAGUCAGAAUGUGUUAAAGUUGGUCAGAAGACGAAGAAUGAAGGGGAUGGAAGCAGGACGAAGAUCAUAAUUGGCACUGGAGGUGCUGGUGGACCCAUCUUACCACCUGACAAAGAUGACAGGAAUGAAGUGUCGUCUGGCAGUGGUGCCAGACACAGUACCGGAUUAUGUUCUGACGAGUGUCACAGUCGUGGAGGCACUUGUACACAGAGACUGGAUUCCUCGUCAUGGUACUGUGAUUGCCCUAAGGGCCUUGAUGGACCAAACUGUGAGAUACAAACAUCCGCAGGCUGUACGAUCGCCUGUGAGAAUGGCGGCUUGUGUCGCUUCAAUGAACAGGAGGAGUUCUGUAUCUGCCCUCCGAGUUUUCAAGGAGAGCUGUGUGAGACUGAAGCAGGAGCGCUGACAACUAGUGAUGUGGCAAAGAUUGCUGGAGGCAUAGGUGGUGCCCUCAUAUGCCUACUCGUUGUUAUCCUCAUCAUUGUCUGUGUAUAUUGUUAUAAAGAUCAGGAUAGGCAGAAAAAGCGGCGGGACGCCAUGAUGUACUCGCACUACAGCAUGCAGCGUCUGCCGGGAAUAUCGCCACCGUCGAUGGCCGAUCCGGCCGAGCUGUAUGCGCGCUCGCAAGCAGCUAGCAUGAUGAGCAUCCCUGGCACGUCUCAGGGUGGCUCCCUCUACAGGCCGGGGACAGGCCUCUCCAAAUCUCAGGGCGCAAUAGCACCGAACGGUAGCAGGGAACGCGCCGCAAAUUACAACCGAAUACAAAUGAGCCGUUCCUAUGGCAACAUGAAUGCCGCGAGGGAUGGCAGCCUGGGCAGGAGUUACACGAACAUGGCGUACUCGGAGCACCCCAGAGACAUGGAAGACUACUACUCGAUCCCUACCGGUGGCAUGCCGACGCUGUGCACGUGUCCUAAAUCUCACAAGCCUCAUCCUCAUCAUAGUCCGAUGUACAAGCACCGACAGAUGGAUCAUCGCUACUAGAAAAGAGCGCCCGACCGAGUGUGAGCGGUCCAAGGCUGCGCGUGUUGUAAUCGUAAUUUCGCGCCAGGUUUUGAAAUCCUCGCGCGACCACACUGCUGGGCUAACGUGUGCAAACGGCGUGUAUCCUAGCGGACGUACGCGGAAAACGGUGCCAUGUGUUUUAAAGCUUGCCUCUAUAGGUUUGACAUGAUUUUAUUUGUAAUUGAUUAGACAGUAUUUCAUUCUUGUCUAUCAGUCACUAUUGCCGUUGCGAUGCCCAUAGGGUGAUGUUGCGAUGGGACUAGCACGGAACGUCAAUCUAAUUUGAAUAGGAAGGUUUAUUCGUGCAAUUCUUGCUUGACUGCAAUUUAUGCCCAUCGCGAAUGAACUGCAUGGGUGCAAGUUUAACAAGACGAUUUAAAUUGACAGCUGGGACUGUCAUAUCGACAGCCAGUGGACAGAUGGGCCCUCACGUGCAGGCAUUCCGUAGGUUGAAUACAAGGAUGGACAACGUAACUGUGAUGAUUUUGUCUUCUAUAUUCUUCUUGCAAAGUCGCACAUGAUUGUAGAUCGACAGACCACAUGUUGAAUUAUAAAGAUAUGAUAAGGAAGGUACGGAAUUGGUUGAGCUUUACGUGCGUGUGUGUGUGAUCAUCUUCGAUGAUGGGCUCGCGGUUACACCAUCUGCGUAGAUGGCAAGUUAUAUAAUUAACUACAAUUAAAGUCCAUAUUUUAUCAGGAGCCCCUCAACAGCGCACUGUCGUAAGCUGUUCGCGUGGCUAUGGCACAUAGUCCGUCACAGUAUUCUGAACUGAGAACAUAAUGUCUCUUGUUAAAACUACCAAUAUUUGGGAGAGGAGAGUCUGUCAUUGUCAUGUCAGUUCACAUGUCAAUUUCAAAUGAGCCUGGUCAUGCAGAAGUGUAAUCAAGUAAACUUGGUUGACAUCUGCCUGUGAUCAUGUUCUUCUGAUGUAAUGUAACGUGUACUAGAAGCAAGACAAAUUAAGAGAUCAUAUAUUCACUGUAUGUAUGUUACAGUUCGUCUAUUUUUAAUAUAAUUUCCGUCAGUUAUUUAACAAAACUUGACGGGAUGUGUUAGUACCAUAUGAUUAUUACAUUCUAGCUCCGAAUCGGAGUGGAUGCCACAGCAUAAUUUACCAGGCAGGUAAAAUUUGUGAUAGAACAGAAAAUUCUAUAUUAUUCAUCUUAACAGUUUUGUUGGUGAUUUUUGUUGUCCUUUGUCAUAUGUCAUGUUCUAUAAUGUUGCUAAAAUGUUUCAUACCCAAUGCAAUGUCAUGAAUAUAAAUAUAAAAUUGUAUUUUUAUGUGUGAUGCAACUUGCUGAUGCAUCACAUUGAUCUGUCAUGUUUUUCCUCAUCAAUAAACUAUAAUUAUUACUAAUAAUUAA
Messenger RNA from Priapulus caudatus, 11618 nucleotides. RefSeq lists its product as uncharacterized. Gene Ontology annotation, biological process: Notch signaling pathway. The coding region runs from base 291 to 10232 and encodes 3313 amino acids. Lineage: Eukaryota; Metazoa; Priapulida; Priapulimorpha; Priapulimorphida; Priapulidae. Gene Ontology annotation, molecular function: calcium ion binding; Notch binding. The transcript is spliced from 57 exons. The record is from RefSeq and is a predicted model, not a curated record.